CAUAAAUCAUCAGAAACAAAAGCUUGAAAUUAUAACUGAAAUAUCUAAAGAAAAUAAAACCACUUCAUAUUUUCUUAAACUGAGAAUUAUUUUGUAGCUUGAGAUAAUACUUACUUCGUAUAGGUAUUUUGAAUAUGUUUACAUAUCCAGGUGUUUAAAAAAAGUGAAUACAGAGUCGUAUUCAAUACAUACUCGUACAAAAUUUUUGUUUUAAUAAAAAAUAACCUCAAAUAAUUAUAUAUUAUCAAUAUAUUUAUAUUAACAAGAGUGAAACGCGUGAUAUAAAUUUAUAAUUAACUGAAUCGGUUAACCUAACCUACAAAAAUUGUUCGAAAAUAACCUUUGAAUAUAUCUAUCGGUUCUAUAUAAAUGAAGGUGAAUAUAAACAUUAUUUUAUGGAGAAUCGAAUGAAACUUUUAGUUCGUGACUUAAGAAUUCGUUGAUAUAUUUUAUAUUGAGAAAAUUUGCGAGCUGUAGGGUAAUGAACUCGCCAAAUAUUAACGAAAUGAAUAAAGAAACAAAUAAAGCGGUGCUGGAUUUAUCGGAACCAUCCGGUGAAUUAUUAGAAUGGGCUGAAGAAAACAUAAACGAGAACCGAGACAAAAAAGAUCUCCUCAUAAGCGAAUUAAAAGAUAUGAUUUACGAAAAAGGGGAGUGUACGCCUUCGAGAAGUGAUGACGAGUUCCUUUUGAGGUUUCUCAGGGCUCGACAUUUUAUUUUGAACAAAGCGCAUAGAUUGUAUGCCAAUUAUCACAAUUUUAUCGAAGAUGUGCCAGAAUAUUUCACAAAUGUCAAUUUACACACUUUAUCGAAAAUAAAGAAAACAAAUAUAUUCAAUUGCCCUUUAAAUAGAGAUCAACAUGGAAGAAGAAUGCUCAUAUUUAAAAUAGGCGAAUGGGUACCUUCCGAAUUUUCUCCAGAACAGAUCAUGCAGUUCGUAAUAUUUAUAAUCCAAAUCGGAAUUAUGGAACCACAAACACAAAUAAAAGGUGUCGUGGUUAUAUUUGAUCUUAGCGGAUUAUCCUUGGACAUGGUAUGGUAUAUGACACCCACUCUUGCCAAGCAUUUAGUUAAUAUCACAGUUACUUCCAUGCCCACUCGUAUAGAAGCCGCGCACAUGCUUUACAGUUCUUGGAUAUUCGACACCGCUUUUAGUAUGAUUAAAGUGUUAAUACCGAACGAUGUCAAAGAGAGGAUACAUUUUCACAAUGAUUUAGAUACUUUGUAUACUCAUAUUGAUCAAAAACUUCUUCCAAAAUCACUUGGGGGCGCUCAAAAAGAUUUUUCGUUAAAUAUGUGGUAUGAUUGUCUGAUGGAAUCAGAUAACGGGAAAAUUAAGGCUGAAUUAGAAAAUUUAGGGUAUCAAGUACAGGAGUUUUUGGAUUCUAGAGAUAAUUAAUGUAAAACUAAAUAAACAUAUUAAAAUUU
This is a messenger RNA of Diorhabda sublineata, 1428 nucleotides long. RefSeq names its product alpha-tocopherol transfer protein-like. The coding region runs from base 482 to 1399 and encodes 305 amino acids. The record is from RefSeq and is a predicted model, not a curated record. Gene Ontology annotation, molecular function: phosphatidylinositol bisphosphate binding. Gene Ontology annotation, cellular component: membrane. The transcript is spliced from 7 exons. Lineage: Eukaryota; Metazoa; Arthropoda; Insecta; Coleoptera; Chrysomelidae.